Messenger RNA from Eruca vesicaria subsp. sativa (arugula), 436 nucleotides. The record is from the annotation of a GenBank genome assembly. Lineage: Eukaryota; Viridiplantae; Streptophyta; Magnoliopsida; Brassicales; Brassicaceae.
UUGCAUUCUUGGUUGAUCAAUUUGUACAAAGAAUUAAGUUAUCGGUAUAACACACAAUGCCGAAGAAGAUGAUGAUGUUUUUAGGCUUAGGCGCCUUCAUCUUGGGAGCAAUUCUUUUUCUUAUAUACCUAUUCUGGAGGUUGUUUUAUAGGGCCAAAAGAGGAGUAACAUGUGCAGAGCCAAGGCCUGACGCACUACCAGGACCUAAAUUUAACUCAGUAGAAGAGUUCGACAUAAAGGGCAAAACAUCGUCUAGCGAUUCAUAUUAAGGAAUGCGUAAGAAACAAUUAGUUUGAUUUAUACCAAAUUUGUUUCUUUAUUUUCCCUCACUGUCCUUAUCUUUGUAGUAACUUGCUACGCCUAUACUCCUCUCGGUUAUGUGUGGGUAUGAAUAAGAUAUCCAUAAAUUUCAGAAUAUCAUCAGCAUCUAUAUUAA